AUGUUGUGGGGUUCGAGCCCGUGUCUUGAUCUGGCUGCCUACGGUGAAGUCGGCGACGGACAUUUAAAUAUACUGAUCGUGAGCGCCGGCGACACUCGCCACUUGCUACAAACGCUGGCCAAACGGUACAAACAUUCCUACAAAAAGAUCAGUAUUUAUGUAUACGAACCGGUCGUCGACAUGUACGCCAGACAUAUCCAACAAAUAGCGUUGGCUCUUGAACCGAUUGAUCGGAUUAGCUUAUCGUACAAGGUAUUCAAUUAUUUACACUUCCCUCAAAUAUUAGGGGUUUUAUUGAGAUUAAGAAAAAAUUAA
Messenger RNA from Macrosiphum euphorbiae (potato aphid), 315 nucleotides. Lineage: Eukaryota; Metazoa; Arthropoda; Insecta; Hemiptera; Aphididae. The record is from the annotation of a GenBank genome assembly.